GCAAAGCUUUGCACAAUCAUCACUAACUGCCUAUUAUCAUGUCUGGGGGUGCCAGGCAGAGGAAUAAAGGGGCUAAUGCAGACUCCAACUCCCAAGCUGCCAAUAAUGAAGGGGAAAAGAAGUCAAAGUCCAACAAGGGGGGCUCUUCCUCGUCCUCCUCCUCCUCCCAAAAGACAAGCUCUGGGGCAGUUUGGAAACUUUUCACCUUUCUCUUCUAUGUAGGUCUCAUUGGGGUUUGCGCCUGCACUGGUUGGGUAGUGUACAACCUGCAGGAUGAACUGGCGCAAAUCGGCAGCAACCUCAGGCACAUCUCCCAGCAGAAAGCCGACCUGGCUGAGACCGUGGCCGCUUUGCAGAAACAGGCUAAAGGACUGGAAAACACAGUCAGCCGCCUGGAAUUUAUCUCCAAAGAUAUUCAGGAAAAGCAGCAAUCCCACGAAUCCUCCCUUAGAAAAAGCGAAAAGGAUUUGGAUCAGAUUGGGGCCAUCCUGAAAAAAUUUCAAAAAGAAUUCUCCAGCGACAUUCAGGUUGUAAAGGAGCAAAGGGAGGCCGAUUCAAUCCACUUUGAAAACACCGUUAAAGAGAAAUUCACAGAGCUCAACAAUUCCCUCAACGACGGCAUCCAGGAAGUCAUCGAGGUGCAGAAAACAAGCCAGGAGGAAAUCAACAUCUUAAAGGAUAAACUGGCAUCCUUGGCUGAAUUGAAUUCAAUUCAGAGUGAACUCGAGAAUUUAAAACUCGCCACUUCCGAGCUGCAGUCAUCUGCUGUAUCUAACGGAGAGUCUGUCCAGUGGUUGAUGAGCAAUGCCCAAAAUUUGGAUUCCAUUACAGCCAACACCAACGAAAUUCAACUUCUCAGAGACCAACACAGUGACCUAAAGAGAAAUGUAGAUGCUCAGCUGGCAAUGGUUGAAGAAUUAAAGGCAAAGCGCUCAGACUCCAGUGAACUUGAGGCACUGAGUCAAAAUUUGGAGCAACUGGCUUCCACUUUUUCUGAAGUCAAAAGUCAGUUUGAAGCCACCAAGGACGAUUUGCUGAAAGAGUUUGAAAGCAAUACCGACAGCAUGGAAUCAAAGUUAAGGCCAAUUGAGCACACUGUGAAUGUAUUAAAUUCCCAGGCAGCCGUACAGUUUGAAGGGCUAGAUACUCUAAAAAACUCUUUAAAAGAAUACAGCCAGAGGUUGGGACGUGCUGAGGAUACUCUGGUGGCUGUACAGCUGACGUCCUCAGGAGAUGCUACAACUGACAAGCUACCCAACUUGGAGGAAAACCUAAAAACAUUAAGAGAAGAGGUUGCUACCUUGAAGUCAACAGUGGCUGACCUCCCAAAAGACUUCACUGACGUUGAGAAACUCCAAAGUGAGGUUACCAGUGUCCUCGAAGCUCACAAGGAUGAGCUCGGAGGUUUGAAACAAGAGUAUGACCAGUGGCGAAGUAGAAUUGAAGAAAACAUAAAUAACAUAGCAUUAUCCGUUCAAAAGCUCAAUGCUGAGGAGUUGAACGCUUCUGUGGCCAAAUUGGAGACAGACUUGAAGAUGUUGAGGACUGCAGUGGAUAGUUUGGUGGCUUAUUCAGUCAAAAUAGAGAGCAACCAAAAUGAGUUGGAAUCUUUGAAGGAUUCCCUUGAGGUUCUAAAGCAAAGCACUGAGACGAUCAUGGUGAAAUUAGAACAAAUACAAGAGACUGUAUAAAUAUUCUGGGCGUACAUUACAUUGUGUAGGUUGUUUUUGCAUUUGUGUUCAAUAAAAUGUUUGGUUUUUUUUUUGAAUGUUA
Xenopus laevis (African clawed frog) is the source of this 1773-nucleotide messenger RNA. It is a transcript of the gene ckap4.S, whose product is annotated as cytoskeleton-associated protein 4 S homeolog. Gene Ontology annotation, cellular component: plasma membrane; cytoplasm. The transcript has 2 exons. The record is from RefSeq and is marked predicted. Lineage: Eukaryota; Metazoa; Chordata; Amphibia; Anura; Pipidae. The coding region runs from base 39 to 1691 and encodes 550 amino acids.